Molecule: messenger RNA, 531 nt
Organism: Nicotiana tabacum (common tobacco)
Lineage: Eukaryota; Viridiplantae; Streptophyta; Magnoliopsida; Solanales; Solanaceae
Product: F-box/kelch-repeat protein At3g06240-like
Source: RefSeq, a predicted model, not a curated record
AUGCGCAAAUCCCAGACUACUUGGUGUGUGGGUUCUGCCAAUGGAUUAAUUUGUUUGAACAUUGGACUAGUGUGUAUCCCAUUUGAUAAGACUUCACCAAAUAAUUUAUGUAUUUGGAACCCAUCAAUUAGGAAGUCCAAGAAGUUGCCUGGCUCAGAAGUUACAUUGAGGAGGGAUUGUAAUAGCUUUUCAGGAUAUGGUUUUGGAUUUGAUGAGUUACAUGACGAUUAUAAAGUUGUGUUUAUUCUCAAUACUUUUAGUGAUUUUCCUUCAUAUGAUACUAAGAUCAGAAUUUACAGCCUAAAGACUGAUUCUUGGAGAACAGUGGAUAAUUUUCAGGAUGGCUUUAUGGUAAAUAGUUCAGGUAUAUUUGUUAAAGGGAAGCUUUAUUGGACCUCACUUGCUAGUGUUCAUGAGCUCAAUGGCUACAGUAGAUGCAACAUCAUGUGUUUUGAUUUAUCAAAUGAGACAUGGGGAAUGGUGGAGCAACCCAAUUAUGGAGAAGGCAAGUGGAGAAGCCAGAAAAUUUAA